AUGUUGAUAUUCAAAAGACUGAAGGAUAGUUUAACAGCAUUGCAAGAGGAACUAGAAAGAGUACAAAGGAACACGAGGGACACUCCAAGCGAAGAGGUAUAUCGUGUUCGCGAACGGUACAGGAGAUCACUGGCAGACAAUGCAUUACUGGAUAAACAAAUACGAGAAAAAGAAAGCCAAGUGUGGGAUCUAAAAAGAAAAAUAAUGGAUUAUGAAUCUCAAAAGAAAAGUUUAGAAGAUGUAAAUAAAAAAAUGCAGUACCGAAUAAGAAGAUUGGAUGAUAAACUUCUUGAAGAAGAGGAGAGAAUUAACAGAUUUAAAAUUGUGCUUCUGACGAGAGACGAAGAAAGUGAUAAUCUGUGGAGAAGAUUCUGUGACUUAAAAAGCGAGAGAGACGCUCUGAAAAACGCACUGAAAGAGAAAGAAAACAGUAUUUUGUUUGCUCAUGGAAAAAAAGAUUUAGAAAUAGAGAGGUUGAAGAAGGAAUAUCGCAUGACCUUACAAAACCUUCAGAGGUCUGAAGAACACAAUCAGUCGAUUUCAAGAAAUCUUGAGAGGGUUAAAGAAGAAAAUGAAAAAAUACGCAAUGAUAUAAAUCGAAUCUUUGAGGAAGAGUUAAGAAGGAAUCGAUAUUCUGGAAUGUCACAAAAUGAUGAAGUGGAUGAUACUGAACAUUCUUUGUGGAUUAAAAAAUACACCGAUCUUCAGAAUAAGCAUCAGGCUCUUCUGAAUAAAAACAACUCACUGGAAAAGGAAAAUCAGGAACUGAAAAAGAAAUCUAAUAUUGAUACUGCAAGGUGGAGACCUUUACCUGAUUCGCAUUCAAAUAUACAAGAGAUGGAAACGCUCAAACGAGAACUUGUUGCUGCAAAGGAACUAAAUAAAGAAUUGGAGGAGAAGCACAGAAGUUUAAAACAGGAAAAGAAUGACAUUGCUCUGAUGCAUUCGAACGCAAUACGUCGAAAAGAAGAAGAUAUUUCUGUUAUGAAAAAGCGCAUGGAAUGCAUGGAAAUUGAAAUUAAAUCUCUUCAAUCAAAGCAGAUGGACAAUGAUCAAGCACAAGUGUUGUCAAAUACCAGCGAGUACCAUCGUUUGUACGAAGACAAAGAGAAAUUGAGAAAAGAAAACUCCAGUUUAAAAAUGGAAUUGGAGCAGAGCCAUAAAAAAGAUUCAAAAGUGGAAAGUGAAAUUCGGGAUUUAAAAGAUGAUAUUCGAAAAAAACAGUCAGAAAUCCAAGGCUUACAGGAGCAUAUCAAACAACUGCGACAAGAACUUUCAGAAACUACAAAGGAAAGAGACGAUGCAUUGAGAAGAAAAGAUGACGUUGAAAAGGAAUUGAAGAAAGUUAAUAGAGGUUUACAGGAUAAUUUGAAUCAACUUCAAGUGGACAACAGAAGAAGCCAAGAAGAAAGUGCCAGAGCUACUAGUAAAAUGUACGGGGAAACCGAAAAACAGAUUGAUGACAUGAGAAGUGAGGUUCUACGUAUGCAGAAAAUGGUGAAAGAACUGGAAAUUGAAAAUACUAAAUUAAGAAAGAGUGUUAAUGAAGAGAAAAAAGAGAAGGAAAACGCACUUACAAGAUAUUAUGCCAUCGAAGCUGAGUUUAAGAGUUCAAACGUGAAGACAGAGCAAAAAAUGAGAGAAAUCGAACGACAGCAGGAGUGGCUUACACAGAAUGAAAGAGAAAUUAAGAAACUGCAGCAGGAAUUAUCAAAUGUUUUGAAAGAAAAAGACAAUUCUUUGCAAAGAAAGAAUGAUUCGGAACAAGUGAUUCGACAUUUGGAAGGUAGUUUGAAUAAACUUCAAGCCGAAAACAAAAUGCUUCAAGACAAAGUCAGUUCAAAGGAUGAGGAAAUUAGAAAGAUCCAAUAUCAAAUGAAUUCCAUGAACACAGAAACACAACGUCUGCAGGAGAGAGUAACUCAUUUAGCAACCGAAAAUAGCCAGCUGAAAGUAGAUAUUGCUGAAGUUUCCAAAGAGAAAGAUAAUGCACUCACAAGGUUAAGUAAGGUGGCCGGUGCCAAGCUAACUCAUGGUAAUGCAGCAAUAACCGACCUUAGUGACACCAAUCGUCCAACAAAAAUAGCAGAAAAAUUCUCCGAGUUGUACGACAACCAGUGGACGGAUGCUUUUGAGGAACUUGAUAACACUUACAACAACGAAGAGGAAACUAUACGAGUCCUGUUGAAAAUAUUACAGGAAGCAUACACUUUCUGCGUGCAAACAGAGACUAAUUAUGAAACAAGGAUAGGACAAGCAGUUUUUACAUUAGCAGAUGAGAGGACUAACGAGACCCGUCAAAUCACUGGUGCUGACGUACCUGUUCAGAAAGCCCUUACAGAUCUAAGGUUGUCGUUGGGAAAUGCAUGUUGUGCGAUUGUAGAAGAGAUGUUUCUGGCAAGACUUCCAUCCAUUCUGAAAAAGGUGGACGUUUCUGUGUCCCCUAAAACAAAGUUGUACGCCCGUCAUUGUGCGAGUCUGUGUUGGAGAAUGAGAAUCCGUGAUCCACCCGUGUUUGUCAGGUUUGAGUUCAGACAGGGGACAGAAUUUAACACAGACAUCUUAAGGAGGUAUACCAAAACAGGAGGAUAUCUGGAUUUCAUUGUCUGGCCAGCGUUGUACUUGCAUGAGAAUGGACCUGUAUUGUCGAAGGGCGUUGCACAGCCGAGGCACUCUCCCUGAUUUUUCGAAAUAGCUUAAAUUAUAAAGUAGUUGAUUUUUAAUAAGCUUGUUUUGUGUGUGUUAAUCUAAAAAAAAUAACAAUUAAACUUACAUUGGCGUGUACUUAGGAUGACGACGGAAGUGUUUUCUGAUAAAAACUGUGUUAAAAAUU
Molecule: messenger RNA, 2833 nt
Organism: Saccostrea cuccullata (small rock oyster)
Lineage: Eukaryota; Metazoa; Mollusca; Bivalvia; Ostreida; Ostreidae
Product: trichohyalin-like
Exons: 19
Coding region: 1-2682 (893 amino acids)
Source: RefSeq, a predicted model, not a curated record